This is a messenger RNA of Rhopilema esculentum, 5318 nucleotides long. RefSeq names its product contactin-2. Gene Ontology annotation, molecular function: protein binding. NCBI's taxonomy places the organism in Eukaryota, Metazoa, Cnidaria, Scyphozoa, Rhizostomeae, Rhizostomatidae. Gene Ontology annotation, biological process: cell-cell adhesion. The record is from RefSeq and is a predicted model, not a curated record.
GCUUGUAGCGUUCACUUCCCUUUUUCUUGUCCCAGUAAUGUAAACAGGAGUCCUUUGAAGUUGCUUUUUGGCAUGUUUUUACUCAAUUCGACGAGUUACAGGAAAAUUUAAUCAGCUACAGUGGAUAAUUCCGAACGACCCAGAUGAUUGGCCUAAAUCUCUUAUCGUUUUUAGAGAAGGAUUACAGAAUUCAGGCACACCAAGAAAUUAAAUUCUAUUUAGGCCCUUAAAAUAUAAUUUGCUUGAUGGCGAUGUCUACUGCGACUACUGAAGUAGUUUCUGCUACAGCAAAGCUUUUAAUCGUGUUAUUGUUCUUUCAAGAAUGUUCAUGUCGAUUAGAAUUCUUAACCCAACCUGAAUCAGCUGUUGUCGGGCCAAACCUUCCCUUGCAAAUCUCUUGCACUGUCAGCACAAAUCUAUCUGGGAUACUUCAUAUCCUUUGGAAGAGAAAUGACACAUGGAUCACAGACUACACCAGUAAACACUACAGCCAGUUAACUAAUGGAUCAUUAUUUUUUGAAAGAUUUCUUUAUGGGGAUCAAGGUACUUAUCAGUGUUCAGCACUGGUUGUUUCUUCUGAUCACACCCAUCUUGGUCAAAUAUACAGCAGAGUUGCGUCCAUUAAGAUGGCCUAUAUUCAAAACGCAUUUACACUUGACCCAGAGAGCAGAUCUGUCCUGCUCGGAAACAAUGUCCAGCUACAGUGCAUUUCUCCAAAAAGUGAGCCAGUUGCCAAAAUUUAUUGGGAAAAAGAUGGGAGAAGAGUCACAGGGUUGCUCAAUGCAACUUUAGUACUGGCGGCACAGAGCAUUUUGUCAGCAACAAUACAGAUUCAAAAUUUGAGCUAUAGCAGCACUGGAAGAUAUCGAUGUGUUGCAUAUAAUAUUUUGCUCAUGAAUAGGAUUGUCAAUAGCAAUUAUGCUGAUGUCACUAUAGCAGCUGCACAAGAGCAACCAUAUUUCGAGAAGAGGCCAGCCUCAGCCAUAGUAACCAGAUUUCAACCAUUCACCUGGGAAUGCCGUAUUCGUGGGGUUCCACAGCCAGCUAUUUAUUGGUACCAUAAUGGAAAACUUGUAAACAAUGAAACCAAUAGGUUCAUGUUAACAACUGGGCCACUGCAAUUUGUUUCCAUGCAAAGAUCAUAUAAUGGAUCAUAUGUUUGCGAAGGAAAGAAUGCAUUAGGAGGCAUUCGCUUGAGUCCACCUGUUGCUCUUAUUGUUGCCUUUAUAGAUUUCGAGUUCAGUGUUAAUCCUGUGUCAAAGAAUGUUACAUACGGCGAUGAACUUGUCCUGUCGUGCUCACCUCCAAAUAGAUACCCUACCCCAGUGAGUAUUUUGUGGUACAAGGAUUUUGUUAAAUUGACACCAAACACAAAUAUUACUGUUUCAUCUGAUGGAACAUUGAGGAUUUCAAGAAUAACCAAGGCAUAUGAAGGAAUGUACUUUUGUCAAGCCCAUCACCCUAGUACCAGCCAGUCAAGAUCUUCUAAAAGAGCCACUGUUAUUGUUAGAGUAUUACCAAGCAUUGGAACCAUGCUAAACAAUGCCUCUGCAGUGGUUGGUGAGUCGUUAUCCAGAACCUGCCAAGCCUCAGGGUAUCCAACACCAACGGUAAAGUGGAUCAGAUAUGGUCAUGUUUUAUCCAAUGACGGCAAUCUGCAUUUAGCAAGAAUCAAUCUGACUUACUCAGGUUUCUACACAUGUAUUGCCACAAACGUUGCUGGAAGUGCCUCAAAGAGAUUUUAUCUGCAUGUAUCUACAUCCCCAGCCGUUCUCAUAGCACCUUCUAAUGCGACCAAGAUCGUCGGAGAAUCCGUGCAAUUCCGCUGCGACUUUUAUGGCACUCCAAAGCCCGUUGUUUCAUGGUUCUUCUCUCGAACUCAGUCUUCCUCUCGUGAGACGGUUGCAUACGAUUCUCGUGUAGUCAAAACUUCAGAUGGUAUUCGCAUUUCACCGGUGAGAAAAACAGAUGAAGGGAAAUACAUUUGCCGUGGAAAUAGCACCGGAGGGUCUUUGGAAGUGUUUGCAUUUCUACGAGUUUAUGUGCCUCCAUCCUUUGUUGCUCCUCCAAGCAACAUGACAACUGUAGUUUCUUCACAAGUGAUCUUUCGAUACACGGCUACCGGAGAUCCGGUUCCGGCUGUCUCUUGGCAUUUUUCCGGUAGCCGCCUAGCACCCGGACCUAAAUACGAAAUAUCCGGAACGACGUUUACCGUGAAAGGUGUCAGCCUGGGUGAUUCUGGAUGGUACACAUGUAAAUUAACCAAUAUGGCUGGUCAAAGGAACGCGUCUGCUUUUCUGGAUGUUCAAAUUGCUCCCAGAAUAACCGGAUUUUCUGUACCAAAAACCGUUGCUGUUGGCAAAAGUUUUUCGCUGCAUUGUAACGGUACAGGCAACCCUAAGCCAACGAUCAGGUGGGUUAAAAACCAUACCAUUGACCUGCAAGUUGACGGUGUAAAAGCUUUCGGAAGCAUGGAGAAUAUGGAAAUCAUCGGUGCUAGAGAAACAGAUAGUGGCAUUUACGAAUGCAUUUUGACUAACUCAUUAGGAACAUCAACAAGCACCGGGACACUUAUUGUACAAGUGCUUCCGUACCCACCAAAACAGUUGAGAGCUGUUUCAACCCAUGCCAAUUCUAUCACAAUAUUUUGGCAGCAAGGAUUUGAUGGCUACUCGUCGACCCUUGGGUACGUUCUGGAGGUCUCGCUCAAAGACGCAGGCUCAUGGCGCGUAUAUGCCAAUAAUAUAUCAGCAAGGACUGGAAACUACACUGUCAUAGGCCUGCAGCCUUACACGGUUUACAGUGCUCGAAUGAAAGCAUUUACUGUUAUUGGUAUGAGUGCAUACAGCGUCUCCAUUGACAUACGGACUCUUGAAGGAGACCCUUCAGUGCCACGCAGUAUGAGAGUGCAAGUUCUCAAUUCCACUGCGGCAAGAGCUCAUUGGGAAAAGCCUUCUCAGACCAACGGUAAUAUCACCGUAUAUGAGCUACAGUACAGCCUUGUGGCUAGUUCCAUCACAAGGGUGAUUGCGGUGACAGCUGAUGGUAGUUCUUCUUACCAGCUAGUUUUGCGAUCUCUACAACCAUUUUCAGAUUACCAUCUGAAGAUAAGAGCCGCCACUGGCAAUGCGGGCAGUCGCAAAUGGGGAAACUAUUCCACCAUUUUGGCGUUCAGAACUAGCGAAGCAGCUCCAUCUGCAGCACCAAUGCUUGGAAAUAUCACGGCAAUUUCUUCUACGUCUAUUUCUGUGACCUUUUUUCCUCUACAAAGCACCAUGCUAAACGGGAUCCUUCAAGCAUAUGACAUAAGAAUCUCUUCUACACAAGAUAAAGAGCACAAAUUUCUUACCAACAACACUCAUCUUAUUGUGACGUCAUUGCGCAAAUUCACUCGGUACACUGUUACUAUCAGAGCUUGCACAAGAGCUGGAUGUGGUCCACCGAGCCGGCCGCGUUCCAUUUCUACACUCGAAGAUCUGCCAGGGCAGGUUAGCAAUGCAUCUGUCACCGUCUUGUCACCAACGACUAUCCGCAUCAGCUGGUCGCAACCAUUGGAUCAAAAUGGAAAUAUUACUGGCUACAUCGUUGCUGUAAAAGCUGGAUCUCUGGGUACGUUCCAAAACAUUUCACUUGAUGCAAAUCAACUCAUACAUGAAAAGACAGGCCUAACCAAUUCGACGUAUUUUGUAACGAUUGCUGCUAAAACAAAAGUUGGAACAGGACCGUGGUUGCCCUUUAUUCAAGUCAAGCUUGACAAGUACGCUACAACAACAGCAACAAGCAGUCCUGCGUCGUCAGCUCCAUCCACAGAAAGCACAUCGCCCAGUACGACAUUGACAGCUACCACCAAGUCUACUGUUGGACCAGGCACAGUCAAAAAAUCAGUGGACUGGCUGGAUGAGAACAACCUUCCAAUUCUAAUUGGUGUUUCAGUGACAAUCUUUAUAUUGCUCAUUAUCGUUAUCGUGUUGUUUUCAUUGCACUGUGCUCGCAGAUUAACGGCAGGGACAAUAAAGAGGGAACGCUGGCUUAGUACAAGAACUCAAAGCGGUGCUGAAAACCCGGGAUAUCUUGAGAAUGGUGGACUGGAACUCAAAAAAAACCCUGCUGAAUCAGCCGAUCAGAAAGCUGAUCAAUCCAACACAACAGAGGAAUUCGUCGAUUCGAAGAUUGUCGAUGAUGAUUUUAUUUUCGAGCACGAAUCCGAGUCACAGCCAGAAGACAAUAACCCAGCGAAUGGUUACGCAUAUGACGACACAAUGCGAAUCAAGGACAAGGAUGAUGAAUCGCCUUUGAUAAAACUGCGUAACAACGAGCUUGAUUUCAGUGAUGACGCAAGCGAAUAUGAUCAGCCAUACUCGCAUAUAGACGAGCUUGGAGCGCCCAUCAAAGAUUUAUUCUCGUUCGUUGACGAAGAGGACAACAAAGCUUUAGAUUUUUCCAGUAAUGAGGAACACAGCGAUAAAAACUCGAAAGACAACAGUCGCAAAACAAGCGAUAGUAACCAGGAGAAUAUGCCCGAGUCAGAAGGAGGUAAAACUCCAGAAGUUCCUCAUGGCCGGACGACUGCAAGUCCGGACUUUACUUGGGAUAACUACGACACAUCAAAGGAAGCCGCGCACAACGAUGAUAGUGUCCGUUAUGAUACUCCUGCAGACGCUGUUAUUCUGGAUGCUGGUCAUAACAUUCCGGAGUACGCCACCGUGCAAAAAAACAGAGACAAGAAGCAGUCUGAUGAAUUUUUGCUCAUUGGCAACGAAGAGAGGAUAUAGGUUUACCCGAUGCCUUACGACGAUGCCUUACGACGAUGCCUUACGACGAUGCCUUACGACGAUGCCUUACGACGAUGCCUCUUGUGGUUUGCUACAGUCUGACCUGACGACCAUGUAAUACUUGCAAGUUCGGCAAGGCAUACAAAAGCAUCAACUUGUGUUAUAUUUCAUUGAAAGGGUAUAGAACCUCCAAGCUGGUAAUACCAGAAUUCGAAGCACUCCAUUUGUUCGGGGGAUUAGUAUCAAUCGGGAAAUUGGUUUUCAAAUACCACACCUUGUAUAAUAUUGCUAGUUUUUAUUUAUUUCUUUUCUGUUUAUUAGGUAAAUAUGAAUAGACAGUUUCUUAGCUCAUUUGUCUAUGUGAAUGAAACAAAGAAAGUUUGUUUGUGAUUUUAGAGAGGUAAGUUAUAUCCAGAUGUUUUAUUGAUUUAUUCAGCAACUGACACAGAAUGAAUAUAGCGUAUGAUUAGGUAUUUGGUUAUAGUGUGUUUUGUAAAAUUUUCAUUUUUUAUAUCUUAAUUUGAUUGAUGAUCAUUUUAUUAACAA